Messenger RNA from Miscanthus lutarioriparius, 2556 nucleotides. The record is from the annotation of a GenBank genome assembly. NCBI's taxonomy places the organism in Eukaryota, Viridiplantae, Streptophyta, Magnoliopsida, Poales, Poaceae.
AUGGGCGUUGGGGAGUUGGUGGGCGGGCGGGUGAGGAUAGGGUUUCGCGCUUUUUAUGUCCCGAUGUGGGACCCACGGUGGCCGGCUAAAAGGAUAUCUCAACAGCGAUGCAUACUAUAUAGCCUGCGGAAAAAAUUGGUUGCCUAUAAGCACAUACAGUGGAAUGUCGGGGUCGGACCCACAGCAAGUUUCACACAAGCUAUAUCAAGCAUCAUUCGGGAGGAAAAGAUGAGGUCGGAUGGUCCCUUUGAUCACGUAAUAGAGGUGGAUAUGAAGCAAGCAUCAUGGUCAAGGACGAUGCUCAACAUUAAUGACAGACUGGCCAUCGAAGUGGCAGAGCAGCUCGGUCUGCUCUCUCUCAACCAAGAAUACAGAAGGCUCAAGGAAGAGAAUGAUGAGCUGCGGUACUAUACAUACGGGACGAUGGAUGGCAGUGGCACAGACUCACACUCGCUACAAAUCUUGUCAAGGUCAAUGGUUCCUCAGAUCCUCCAAAAGUUGUUGGGGAAGAGAUACAUGCUUGUGGUUCAGAACCUAGACGAGCCCAUCAAUGUUGAUGUUUUAACACGGGGGGCAGGUUUUCCUGCUCCUGCGUGGGAAGGCUCUUUCUGGCUCAUGUCCACCACCUCCAUAGAUGUCUAUGAUGAUAGCAAGUCAUCAGAUAAUGAUCAGUGUGCCAUCCAAUCCUUUAGUGGGGAUGAUAUAUUGAUCCUUACUGCCUACUCGUUACAUCGAGCGGCUAAGCACACAUCUAAUGUGAUCGGCAACAAAGACGAGCAGCAUUGGCACCUUGUGGCCCUUUGGUGCUUCCACUACGCUCUAAUAUUUCUCAAUCCCUUAGGUGGCAUCGGCGAGUCCUUGAACAGUGAUGUCGAACUCCCUUCAACCUCGUUCUUCCAUGAAUAUGAAGAGUUUCUUUGGAAGCAAAAGGGCCUUUAUGUCUAUAAUAUUAGUGGUCUCAAAGAACAUCUCGAGGACAUCCCCACCUUGGCCAUCCUACGUGCUGCCCGUGAGGUGGAGGACAUCAACCCACGCGUUGCCUACCUCUGUCGACUCUAUGCCGUGGACAAGAUUCUUCCUGAUCGGCUGAGAUCCCCGGAUCCAUGGCUUCCACGUGAGUAUGACCCGUACAAAGAGAGACUCCGCAUAUGGGAGGUUCAAUGCAACAUACAUUCCCCACUUAUGGCAAGGGUCAAACGCAAUGACCCUCGAGAAAUGAAGAGUUUCUGCCAGCACUACCACAACAAGUACAUCCAGGAAGUGCUCGAUGAUGCUGAUACAAUGGACCGGAGCCAACUCAGUACAAGGUAUGAAACUGCUGCUGUGCUAUCUAAUGUACUAUCUGCUAUGCAUCAAGCGCUCAGGAGUCGUGGUGCACUGGAAGAAGAUAUUACCUCAGGCUCAGAUAAGCAUGAGUUAAUAUGGCAAUGGGCCUCCCAUGGCAUCCUACUUGCCACCAAAGGAGCUGUCCGAGAAAGAAUAGGGGAGGUGACGGUGACGGACAGCUACCAUGGCAAAUCCAAUGAUGACAGUGCAUAUCAAGUUGGAAGUGUCAUCAUUGAGACUUUUCGGGAGUACUCAUUGCUGCAGCUACCCUUUUCUUCUCAAGUUUUUGAAGCCGGUGAGGCCGACAAGACAGCUGCACACUUCUUAUCAUAUCACAGCCUCAUUGCAGAGCAACUAGCUAUAGAUGAAGUUUGGGAUUUCCAGCAUCCUAGGUUGGAGCACAUGAGUUGCUUUUCCUCAAGGGAUGCCGUAAACUCACAAAUCCAUUCAGCUUCCCAUGUACCAAAAGAACUACUCUCCCAGGAAAAAAAUAGCAACAAUAGGAUUAACUUGCUCUACCUAGAUCUCUCCUACUCAAAUGUAGAAACUUUUGAUAGCGACUUCUUCCAUAACAUGCCCAAUCUACAAGAGCACUUGCUUGUCGGUUGCUCCGACCUUGUGGAGUUGCCGCCCUCCAUUGCUAAGCUGUCUAGCCUAACAACACUCAAGCUCACAAGGACUCGGAUAAAAUCUUUCCAUUACUGGGAGAUGUUUAACAACAUGAAGGAGCUCCUAUCAUUUGAGCUAAUUAACAAUUGCAAGUUUCGAACUGAGGAAGAGCUAAAACUAGAAGGGCAUCCUACCCUGAGAUCAUUCUCAUUGGUUGCCGCACCCUAUAUAAGGAGAUUGUCCUUUAAUGGAUGUAGAAAGCUGGAGUCUGUGGACAAUCUCAAGGAGCUUGAUGCUUUAGAGGAGCUUGAUCUUUCUGCUACAGGUAUCAAGGAGAUCCCAAUCGACAUCCUUAAUCUACCCCGGCUUGGACGAUUGCUUCUCAUAGGUGUUCCUGCUCUAAGGCGCUUUCCUUGGCAUGAUCUGAAGCGACUCCCAGAUAUGUUUUGCUUGGAUCAGAGCUUGGAGGGAAAUGGAGUUCAUUCCAGUCCACAAGUUGCUCAGGUGGUGAGCACCAACGAUUCCAGAUUGUUUUAUAGGUUCAACAAGAGCACUGUGAAUUUAGUAAGGAGUGGACAACUUUUCAAGUCUUUCUACAUUCAAGUUAAAUCAUGUAUCUGA